ACCCGCCCGCGCUGGGUCUGGCAAACGCAAAGGCGAUGGCUGGCGUUUGUAAUGUAAAAUUGUAAAUUAUUUUCAAUUUGUAAUUACUUUGUUUGUUUAAAACAGAGUAUUUUUCGCCAUCGAAUUGAACCUGGAUUCCGAUAGCAUUUAUAUUUUGAAUAUUAGUAGUUUUAGCAAGAAAGGAAUAUUAUAUAUUUAGGAAAAUAUGUUUUUAGCUGAGGGUAGUCGAAUUGAUUCAGGCCGGUAUACUACAAAUUCAAAUUCCAUAGAAUUUGGACCAUGGCACAUUUCAUAUGACAUAAGCUGUAUAUUGCCCAGUGUUUGUUCCACAAAAGUUGUGUGUGAACGUGAUGACGACCAGUUUUGUCAGUUUUGUCUAUACUGUAAAGAAUUAAGUAUACCACACUUCCCUGAUAUGGUGUUUCCUAAGAAUGUUCUGAGAUUGGACCACACAGGUGGUGCCAAAAUACAGUUUAAUCCUUUGGAUGCUUUGCGUAGAGUGGCAUGCAGGUUAGAUCCAAUAGAAGUCUCUUGCGCUGAAGCCUGGCUGGAGUCACGGCCUGAUGCAGAGAAAGCUAAGAAACCAUUUGACUGGACUUUCUCAACAGAUUACAAAGGCACACUGUCUGAUAACAUCACAGUAGAGAGAACAAACGAGAGUAUAGACUUUGAAAUACUUAAACGUAAAGAUCAAAUAUUGUUCUACCAUGACCUUACACUGUUUGAAGAUGAACUACAUGACCAUGGUGUGUCCAAGUUAUCUGUUAAAAUUCGAGUUAUGCCAACAUACUGGUAUGUGUUGCAAAGAUACUUUCUCAGAGUGGACGAUGUUCUUGUGCGUUCGCAUGAAACCAGGCUGUUUCACAUGCUGAACACAGACUAUGUCCUGAGAGAGUACUCUACCAAAGAAGCUAAGGCCCAAGAUAUUAAUAUCCCCACAUCUGAAAUGAAAGACGGCGAUGACGUGGUGCCUUUAUUGCCUGUGAAAGAAAAAAAUACAGAAAAGCUAUUUAUAAAUACACAAAUAAAUUGAUAAGCUGCCAGUGAUCUCAAUUAUAUAUAAGCAAUGUUUGUGAUAGCUUUAUGUAUAAAUUAUUAAGACAAAAA
Messenger RNA from Bicyclus anynana (squinting bush brown), 1107 nucleotides. RefSeq names its product TIP41-like protein. Gene Ontology annotation, cellular component: cytosol. The record is from RefSeq and is a predicted model, not a curated record. Lineage: Eukaryota; Metazoa; Arthropoda; Insecta; Lepidoptera; Nymphalidae. The transcript has 6 exons. Gene Ontology annotation, biological process: TOR signaling. The coding region runs from base 206 to 1033 and encodes 275 amino acids.